AUCCUCUGCUGCCUCCUUAGCCUCAGUCUGGACUGGUCUCCUCGCCUCUCCUCUGCACCUGGCUGCUCUCCACCAUCCAUCACAUCCUGCCUGCCUGCAGCUCGAUCUCUCCUCGGCCUCCUCCUGAUGUCGGUGCACCAGUGAGGAGGAGAAGGAGGAGGAAGAGGACAAGGAGGAGGAGGAGGAGGAGGAGACGUGCACGUUUCUGUGCCACUGUUUGGUCCUCGAGAGGAGGAGCCAGUUGUUGAUUGUACGCUGCAAAGACAGGGCGCCGCGCACAGAGAGAACGUGGCAGCUGUCAGUGAAGAGUGAUGAAGCAGAGAUGGUCACUUCUGGACUAGCUCAGACGAGGGAACUGCAGUGGAGGUGGAGCACGGAAGGAAAACAAAAGUAAACCACAUGACCAGAACUUGGAAAGCCUCCAAAUUUGUCAGGUUUCCCGUCGGGCAGGGUUUACCUCCUCCCCGUCGUCUCAGUCUCUCCUGCUCUUCCUCCCUAGUUUACCAGAGCAGCCUGUCCUUUCCAAGUGUCUGAGUCGUGAGAAUUUACUUUGCUCAGUCACCCACAUACCCAAAUUUAAACACACAUACUCUCUCUCGCUCACACACACACACACACGGACAUAUAGUUGCAUCCCGCUCAUGCUCGUUGGCCUGCCUUCCUCUGCUGCUGCUCCUGCUCUAGUCCCACACCAUGAAGAGGCCAAAGCAGCAGACGGGGCCACUGAGCUUCCUAAAUUUCUUCAGCAGAAAGCCCAAAUCAGAGCCAAAGCCAGAGAGGCCUGUGGAUGUCCGGCCCAAAGAGGAGGUGGCCAUCACGCUGACCCCCAGCGAACAUCCAGAGCAGGACCUCAGCCUCACAGUAGAAGAUGCUGGAGAAGUAAGAGUUUCUGGAGCAGAAAAAGGAGAAGGAGAAGGUCCACCAGCAGUGGCUCAAGUGUGUGAAGAUAGUCAAGCCACAGCCGAGUGCGCCGGUGGGGUCAGCAGAGGCUCCACCGGUGUCCUGUCCCUCUCCUCCUCCAGCCAGGAGCAGCUACUGGAUGAACAUCUGGUGGAGUGCCCGCUGUGCCUGCUCAGUCAACCACGUUGCCACUUCCCACGACUCACAUGCUGUUCCCACCGGUCCUGUUCUGACUGCCUCCGCCAGUACCUGCGCAUUGAGAUAUCAGAGAGCCGGGUGGGCAUCGCAUGCCCACAGUGCCCCGAAACCCUAGCGCCACUGGACGUCCAUGCCAUCCUGGAUGACCGGGCAUUGCUGGAGAGAUUUGAGGAAUAUCAACUGAGGCGUUUUCUAGCUGCUGAUCCUGAUACCCGCUGGUGUCCUGCGCCUGACUGCAGCUAUGCUGUGAUAGCUUACGGCUGUGCUGAAUGUCCCAAGCUGAGCUGCGGCCGCGAGGGAUGCGACACAGAGUUCUGUUACCACUGUCGGCAGCUGUGGCACCCCAACCAGACGUGCGACCAAGCACGACGUCAACGGGCCCGCCACACUUCAGGGGGCAACGAUGCCUCCACACUGUACGUCUUCAAUGAAGAACAUGGAGGAGAUGCAGAGGAGAUCAAAGCGUGCCCUCGCUGUGGCGCCUACAUCAUGAAGACCAACGACGGCAGCUGUAAUCGUAUGAACUGCACUGUGUGUACCUGUCAGUUCUGCUGGCUGUGUAUGCAGGAGAUCACCGACGUGCACUACCUCAGUCCCUCAGGAUGUACGUUUUGGGGGAAGAAGCCAUGGUCACAAACCCGCAAGGUUCUGUGGCAGGUGGGCAUGUUACUCGGAGCGCCAGUGGUCAUCUCCCUUAUAGCGGGUAUCGCCAUCCCAGUCAUCAUCGUAGGCAUACCAAUUUACAUGGGCCGGAAGGUCCAUGGUCGUUGUAAGAAAAACAAUAUCUCAGGAAGCAAGCAUUACUUGACUGUGGCAAGUGGAGUGAUGAUGUCAGUGUUUGUGUCACCGGUCAUAGCAGCCGUCACUGUGGGUGUGGGAGUCCCACUAAUGCUGACUUAUGUCUAUGGAGUUGUCCCCAUGUCGCUCUUUAGGAACGGUUGGUGUCGCCCGCAGAGUGAACCUCCCGAAACACACAAAAUCCAACUGGAGGACUUAGCCAGCUAUCUUCUGUUCUCUCAUGUAGUCAGUGACCACUGGACUGGUCAGAGCAACAGAACAACGCUCAGUGACACCAGUGUGCAGGAAGUUAGAGUCAGUAUACAGGAAGUGGGUGUCCUGCCAAGCACGAGUAACACUCCUCCAGAGCUAGAUAUCUAUGUGAGAUUGGAUGAAGCCACAAAUCGCCAUGAAUAUUCCCAACAGGACACUCCGCCAGACUGCGAGGUGGUUAUUGUGCCAGAUAGCAAAGUGGACGACACACAAGCACUUCCACUAAGGGAAGGAACUAAUAUUGAAGUCCGAGUGGAAAUUGAGACCCAUCCCAGAGGCGCCCGCCAGUCCAGCCUAAGUAGCAUCCUGUCUAGCCGAAGCUUGUCUGUGGAGUCACUGGGACACUCACAGUCCCAGUCCCAAGACCACUUGUGUACCUCAGAACUGGAAGAAAGAAAAGAGGGGGGAAGAGGAAAAGGACAAGAGCAGAAGGGAAGAGAGACAUCAGGAGGGGAUGCAGCAGGAGUGGAGGGGACCCCAGUCUUUGAAAUAGACGAUGUAUGAGGUCAUCUAUUGUAGGCUUUCUAUUUGGGUGAUAAUUUAGUCAGGUUUAAUGCAAAUAAACCCUGAAAUUUCACUGGACUGACCUGGAAAUCAUUGGCCAAAGCCACCUCCUGCUUCCAAGACAGGCCCUCCCACCAGAUGCCUUCUAGCGCCAGCCUCUAAGGAAGAUGCAGGUUCAGAGAGAGCAAAUGAAAAAAGAUGAGAGUGUGUGAGUUUGUGUGUGUAUGUGUGUGCGUGAGACAAAUAGCAUGAGAAUAUGACAUAAAAAAUAGGAGAGCAGUAAACUGCAUUGCAGACAGGAUAGCACCCACCAGGGAGUCUAAAACAGAUGUGAUUGAGAGCAUGUUAGUCAGCUACAUCAGUCUGUUUUUAUCUCUGCUUUCUAAAUAGAGACCUACCUUAUUCCCCAUCUGUUAUAACUCUAUUUCAUGAAGCCCUGUCUUCUUCUGGCUGUGCUCUUAUAUUUAUUUUUAGUGACCCCUCUCUUGUCCCUCUUCAAAUAAAGAACCCCCCCCAAA
Messenger RNA from Solea senegalensis (Senegalese sole), 3170 nucleotides. Its product is annotated as E3 ubiquitin-protein ligase RNF19A. The transcript is spliced from 10 exons. Gene Ontology annotation, biological process: protein polyubiquitination; positive regulation of proteasomal ubiquitin-dependent protein catabolic process; ubiquitin-dependent protein catabolic process. The record is from RefSeq and is a predicted model, not a curated record. Bases 694 to 2652 code for a protein of 652 amino acids. Gene Ontology annotation, cellular component: cytoplasm; ubiquitin ligase complex. NCBI's taxonomy places the organism in Eukaryota, Metazoa, Chordata, Actinopteri, Pleuronectiformes, Soleidae. Gene Ontology annotation, molecular function: zinc ion binding; ubiquitin protein ligase activity; ubiquitin conjugating enzyme binding.